This is a messenger RNA of Effrenium voratum, 2037 nucleotides long. The record is from the annotation of a GenBank genome assembly. Lineage: Eukaryota; Dinophyceae; Suessiales; Symbiodiniaceae.
GUUCGGCUGAGAGUCGGGCGGACGUGCGUGAUGGCGUGGCCUGAGAGGACGCCGAGGUAACGAAGUGGCCAAUGCUGCGCCUGGCGGCAUGCCUCCUGGGCUUCGCCUCUGGGUCGCAGCUGUCGCCAGUGGCCAAGGCGGUUGAGCUGCUCGAGCAGAUGCGCGUGCGGGGCGACUCGGAGCUGCGGGAGGAGGAGCUGCAGUACGGGCGGCUGCAGCAGUGGUGCCUGGACAAGCAGCGCGGCAAGGCGAAAGAGGUUGACGAAGAUGCAGAGAAGGAGGAGCGGUUGGUCAGCGAGGUGCAGAGCGCCGUCGCCAAAGUCCGAGGGCUGCAGAAGGACGUGGAGGACUUGAACUCCAAGUUGCUAAAGUGGGACCAGGAGAGGUCUUCAGCAGAGGAGCUGAGGAAAGAUGAGGCCUCGGAGGUCCGGGGCUCUGCUCGGCAGCUGGAGACGUCGUUGGGGCAGCUGCGCCGGGCAGAGGAGAAGCUCAGCCGGGUGCAGGAGCCUCAGCUCAUGCAGCUGGAUUUGUCCGAAGACUUGAAGCAAGCGCUCCAGGCGGAUGCUGACGGUGGCGUGCUCGAGAUGCUGCAGACUUUGCGUGGGAAGUUGGAGGGAGAGCUCAAGGAGCUUUCCGUGAAGGAGACGAGCGCAAAUCAGGCCAAUGAGCUGACCCUGAAGAAGCUGGGGAGCCAGAAGGAGGCUGCGGCUGCGCGGCUGCGCGAGAAGACGGCAGCCUUAGGCGCAGGCGAGGAGGAGCAGCGGCGCGCAGAGGCCGACCUGGACGCCUUGCGCCAGGAGGCGAAGGAGGACAGCACGUACCUGGAGGACUUGAAGGUCAUGUGCUCCAUGAAGGCCGAUGCAUUCCAGCGGCGGCAGCAGGGGCGGCAGAAGGAGCUCAGAGCCCUGGGCUCCGCGCUGCAACUGCUGAAGCAGAAGGUGGCGUUUCUUCAGCGCGGCACUUCGCUGGCUCAGCUGCCGUCAGCGCAGGCGGAAAGGGCAGCAGCGCUGCGGCUGCUGCGAUCGACGGGGCUUGUGCAGUUGGGACAGGCGCUCAGGGACCAGCCCCUGGCCAAGGUGAAGACGAUGAUCAAAGAUAUGCUUUCACGGCUGGAGCAGGCGCACGCGGCGCUGGGCGCGGAGGAGGCCUUCUGCGAGAAGGAGCUGGCGGCCUCGGAGCUGAAGGAGGGUGUGGCGCGGAAGCGGAAGGAGGAGCUGCGGGGCAGGCUGGACGAGACUCUGGCGGACAGCCAGCAGCUUGCAGAGGACCGGGCGGUCUUGGAGGCGUCGUUGGCGGAGCUCUCGGCAGAGCUGCAAGAGGCUACCAAGGAGAGAGAAGAUUCCAAGUCUAAGAAUCUGGUGGACAUCAAGGAGGCGCAGGAAUCCAGGGAGGCACUCCUGGAGGCUCUUGUGGCGCUGCGGGAGAUCUACCAGGCGCCGACCUUUGUGCAGCUCAAGGUGAAGUCUGAGUCUGAGCAGGUGCUUCAGGGGCCUGCCAAAGAUGCACCAGACUUCCCAGAUGACGACUAUGCCCCGCGCUCCGAAAGCUCCGGGCUGCUGGACCUCUUGGAGCUGGCGGAGAGCUCCUUCGCAGCGCAGAAGGCCACCGCGGAGGAUGCGGAAACUGCAGAUGAGGGACAGUAUCAGAAGUUCCUUGAAGACAACGCCAAGGACAAGGCUGUGAAGAGCAGGCAGCUGGCCCGCCGGAAGGAGAAGGCAGCCCAGACCCAGCGGGAGGUCAAGAUGAUGCAGGGCGAGCUAGCGGACACCAAACAGCAGCUGCUGAAGCUGGACGACUACUUGGCCAAGCUGAAGCAGAAGAGUUCUACCAUGCCGCGUCAAGUUUCUCGCCGACUUCGUGGCGAAGGGUCCCGGGCGCACUUUGGAUUCAAGCUCGUCUUCUGUGCGCGCAAGCGCUGCCUGAAGCCUGCGCCCAGCUUUGAGGAGAAGCAGCAGAAGCGCCGGGAGGAGAUCAGCACUCUCGAGGAGGUUCUGAAGAUCCUUUCGGUUUGACUGGAGCUGCGCGCGGCAGCGCGGA